Molecule: messenger RNA, 1059 nt
Organism: Fraxinus pennsylvanica
Lineage: Eukaryota; Viridiplantae; Streptophyta; Magnoliopsida; Lamiales; Oleaceae
Source: the annotation of a GenBank genome assembly
AUGGGGGAUGAAAAGGAUGCUUUUUAUGUUGUACGGAGAGCGAACACCUUUGGGGUGUACAAGAGCUUAAGUGAUCUUCAAGCUGUGCUCCGAUCUUCUGCAAAUGAUCCUUUGCUGAGCGUGUUCAAGGGAUACAGUUUGUCUAGAAAAGCCGAGGAGUACCUUUCGUCUCAUGGAUUAAAGAAUGCGAUUUACUCUGUUGAUGCCAACGAUGUGCAAGAUGAUCUUUUUGGCCAACUUGUCACUUGCCCAUUUCGGCACCCAAAUUCUUCUAAAGAUAAAGCCGUUAGCAAGAAUUAUCCAGAGAAGAGGCCACAGGAGAUUGUUGGAUCAACUUCAUUUGCUGAUAGUUCUCAGCAAAAGCAUGCCAAAUUAGAUAAUUUCCUUCCGGUUCCACCAGUUUCAUCUUAUUGUAGUUCCUUUAUUCUUGAGUUUGAUGGUGCCUCAAAGGGAAACCCUGGACUAGCAGGUGCCGGAGCUGUGCUGCGGGCAGCAGAUGGAAGCAUGGUGUUUCGAUUGCGUGAAGGCAUGGGUGUUGCCACUAAUAAUGCCGCUGAAUAUCGAGGUCUCAUUUUGGGGUUGAAGUAUGCUCUUUCAAAGGGUUUCAAACAUAUACGUGUUCAAGGAGACUCGAAACUUGUCUGCAUGCAGAUUCAAGGUUUAUGGAAAUGUAAAAACCAGAACAUGGCCGAGUUGUGCAAGGUGGCCAAAGAGCUAAAGGAUCAGUUUAUGUCUUUUCAGAUCAGUCACGUUGAAAGAGAUUUCAACACUGAGGCUGAUGCGCAAGCAAAUCUUGGAGUAUAUUUAAAGAUGGGUGAAAUUCAAGUGGAAUCAGACAUGAAAUAUUAUCUCAUUGUGGUUUUCGGCUCUUUAGCGUGUAUAGUGUGCCAAGUCGGAAGCAUAUCUCGAGCCAGGCGGCCCUAUUCUUGUUUUGCAUUUAUAUGCCUUCCUAAUUUGAGUAAUGCUAUUCAUAGCGAAAACUACCGGGAAAAGAUUAUUGAGCUAGCAAGCAAUUUUUCUCGUUGGCUUACCAAGGAAAGAGAAAAAGAAAGUGGAUGA